UUUAGGCAAUCGAUGCGAGCGUUGUAUAUAAAGAUGACCGACUUUUUCACAAUCUUGCGCCAGCCACUGCCUACAGAAAAGUAACUAGAUGGUACUCCCCUUCCGAUAGCUACAUACAGAUAGAAGAUGUGCAGCAACCACUGGCAUGUGACAAGGAUGCCCAGCUAGACCUCCUUUAUUCCACUCCAAGUGACACAAAUUAUAACUUUUAUAUAAUGGUUAUGUCCAGAGGACGCGUAAUUUAUACAACAAGUAAGCGACACGUGUUUUCAUCAGAAGAUGCUGUUCUGCUGACCCCUUCUGACCCUGACCAAUAUCUGAAAGUACAACAGGUCCUCACAACCACGCCACGUCCCAGAAGUAAGUGUGCAGCUUUAUUUACUCCAAUUCCAAAGUUUAAUAAUGUAACAAUCCAUCCCCGAACUCCAGUGACAACAGUGCGAACCACUCCUAUACCUAUACUAUCCCGCAAACGACGAAAUACAAAGUCUUGUAAAGACAAUAGAGGGAGGUUGUUUGAUAACGGGUCAAACUUUGCCCCCAACAUAUCAAACCCAUGCUGGAUGUGCGACUGCGUCAAUGGAGCGCCCAAAUAUUGUACCAUGGCGAUGUGUGACGAGCCGCCGUGUAGGAACUAUAAGCUCAUUGAGGGAACCUGUUGUGGCUUUACUUGUCCUGAUCAUUAUUAUGAAGAGACUGAAACACAGGGAAGUUGCCUGGACCAUAGUGGAAAGACCAUAAAUAACGGAGAUAUUUUCUCUCCAAACCGAACCGACCCUUGCCGUAUGUGUACAUGUGAGAAUGGAGCAGAGACUAAUUGUAACUAUAUGUUGUGUGAUGCCCCUCCCUGUGAAAAGUACGAGUUAGUAGAGGGCACCUGUUGUGGCUUUAUUUGCCUGGACGAGGGAAAUCCAGAAACACAGGGAAGUUGCCUGGACCAUAGUGGAAAAACUGUUAACAACGGAGAUGUUUACUCCCCAAACCGAACCGACCCUUGCCGUAUGUGUACAUGUGAGAAUGGAACAGAGACUAAUUGCAAUAUUAUCUACUGUGAUGUCCCUACCUGUGAAAAGUACGAGCUAGUAGAGGGCACUUGUUGUGGCUUUAUUUGCCUGGACGCGGAAACCCUAGAGGAAAAGAGUUGUAAGGAUAACCUUGGGAACCCAGUGUCUGAAGGAUCCCUAUACACAGAUCCCUUAGAUCCUUGCCUGGAAUGUCUUUGUGAAAAUGGAAACGUGCUCUGUGAUUAUAAAAUGUGUCAACCCUCAAAAUGUCGUAAUUUCCAAAAGGUUGAAGGAACCUGUUGUGACAUCAUUUGUUUAGAUGACGUAGUUACUAAGAGCAGUUUUAUUGGCCGUGUCCAGAUAAACAUUCCUAUUACAGCUAGAUUUGCUCCUGAGUCUCGGAUCAUUAUUUAUUACAUAAGGAGUGAUGGUGAAGUCGUUUCCAGUAGUAAAACCCUACAAGUGGAAAAAUGUUUUGACAAUAAGGUAAAUAUGGAAUUUGUGAAGAAGUCUAUCAGGCCUGGGACCAAUGCAACUAUCCGUGUGUCGGCAGAUCCGCAGUCAUCCUGUUCCAUUGGUGUUGUGGACAAAAGUAUCGAUCUAUUGAAAGCUGGGCAUCAGAUGACUAAAGAAAAGUUUUACAGUUUACUGUCUACAGAAAUGGACCAUAUCCAUUAUUAUCCAAGGGACUGCAACAGAGAUAGGAAAAAAACAGAUAUGAACCCUUUUCCAGAAUUGUUAAGACACCCAUCAGAGGUUCCUGUGGAUGCCUACAGACCAUUCCAGACUUUUGGAUUACGAGUUUUUACGAAUCUGGUAUUGAAGACAACGCCUUGUAUUGAUUACAUUUAUCCUCAAGUUAUGUAUAGUAGAGUGGAGAAUGCUAUCGACUAUGAAAUGCCAUCUGCAGGAAACACAGCUGGUGAAAAAGUCCGAAGUUUCUUCCCUGAAACCUGGCUUUGGGAAAUAGAUAUCAUCGGAAAUUCCGGAGAAAACACUCUGGUACGGGAGAUUCCAGACACCAUUACAGAAUGGAAAGGGAACGCCAUAUGUUUGAACACUGCUUCUGGGAUUGGAAUUUCUCCAGUUUCCGGUAUAAAGGCAUUCCAGCCAUUCUUUCUGUCAUUCACACUUCCGUAUUCAGCGGUACGAAACGAGGUGGUACCUGUUCUUGUGACUGUAUUCAACUAUUUAACGGAAUGUCUGGUGAUGAGGGUGACACUAGUAGCCUCAACAGAAUACAGCCUGGAGAGUGCUGCCUAUAUGCGGACACGGACUUUGUGUGUUUGUGGUGGAAAGUCAGAAACUUUACGUUACCUCGUCACUCCGCUUAAGAUCGGCAAAAUCAGCAUUCAAACAGAGGCCGAGUCCAUUGCUGAUGAUGGCACGUGCGGUAACAGUGUCGUCAGUAGGGAGGGCUCUGGAGUGUUCGAUGCGGUCCGCCGGGAACUUCCUGUGGACGCUGAGGGAAUAGAACAGGAAUACACAUAUUCUUCAUACCUGUGUCCCACAGGUGAACCAAGUUUAACACUGACGGAAAAAAUAAAACUACAGAUUCCAACAAACAGAAUUCAGGACUCGGAAAGAGGGGUUAUCAAUGUUAUUGGUGAUGUGAUGGGUCCUGCUCUUACAAACCUUAAGGACUUACUUAGGAUGCCCUACGGUUGUGGAGAACAGAACAUGGCCUCUUUUGCGCCCAAUAUAUUUGUUUUGCAGUAUUUUUACAACACAAACCAAGAUGUGAGCAUGAUUUUGGACGAUGCUUUGAGAUAUAUGAGAGUAGGUUAUCAGAGACAACUAAACUACAGACAUUCUGACGGCUCCUACUCAGCGUUUGGUGAGAAGGAUGGAAACAGUGGAAGCACGUGGCUCACAGCCUUUGUUGUGAAGUGCCUUGGUCAGUCUAAGAAAUAUAUUGACAUUGACGAAGCAGAUCUAAAUACCAGCAUAUCCUGGUUUAGGUUACAGCAAAAUGAGGUGGGAUGUUUUCCUAAAGUGGGUUACACACACAGCUAUUACCUUAAAGGAGGAUGGGGGAAAGGAAAUGAUUCUGAGGGAACACUGACGGCUUUUGUUCUGAUCGCCAUGCUGGAAGCUGGUCUCCCAAAAUCUGAUCCUGCAGUACUUGGUGCUUUGCGUUGCCUUGAUCUUCAAGAUGUGACAGACACCUAUAUGUUGAGUUUGAUGGCGUAUGCAUACUCUCUCUAUGACGUACGGUCUUCUAGAAGGCUUGAAAUCAUGGCCUUAUUGCGGUCUAAACUGAAAAGAGAAGGAGAGGAAAUGGUUUACUGGUCCCGUGAUGAAUCUAAACCUAAGAAAGAGAAUCUGAAUCCUUGGGAAACGUUUUACCGUGCCCCCUCGGCUGAGGUAGAGAUGACUUCCUAUGCCUUGCUGGCCUACACUGUUGGCGAUCAGCCAGAGGCCGUCAUCAAUGCUAAACCUAUAGUGAUGUGGCUCAGUAAGCAGAGGAACGCCCAGGGAGGAUUCAGCUCCACUCAGGACACCAUCAUAGCCUUACAGGCACUCUCCGUGUAUGGCAGCUUGGUCCAUCAGGGAGGGAUGGAUAUUACUGUAGACAUCAGCGGCAAUAAAAUGUCAAGAGCUUUCAGUAUUAAGGAUGAAAAUAAACUUGUUCUGCAGUCAGGUCCUAUACCUUCUAUUCCCAAUGAUUUGACAGUAACAGUUAAAGGAGUGGGGUGUGCAUUAGUUCAGGCUAAUGUUAAAUAUAAUACUCCAAAACCUGAGACAAAACCCGAGUUUUCUGUGAAGAUGUCCACACACAGAUCCAAACAUGACGUAAACAACUGUGCUAAAAGAAGUAUCAACAUCUGUAUCAGGUAUGACGGAGCCAGUGUCCAGACAAAGAUGGCGAUUGUGGACGUGAAAAUGCAGACAGGAUGGGUGCCAGUUAGAGAAACCCUGGAUAUGAUGUUAUCAAAUGAAAUCAAGAGCAAGAUUGGUUUCCAGAAAUAUGAAAUAGACGGCAAUAUUGUCCAUUUAUACUUUGAUUAUUUUGAUGCCCACAGGAGAUGUUUUCUGUUUGAUGUACAGCAGGACAUAGAACUGAGUAACCCGGAACCCGCCUAUGUCAAAGUCUACGAUUAUUACGAAAAAGAUUCUUCAAAGAUAGUGCAGUAUGACAUUAAGACUAUCUGCGGUACUAAGGAAGAGUUACCGUUCCUUACACCAGAGGAAUAUGAGCGUUUGGUUACGGAUCCAGAUCGCCCCAUUUCUCAAGUUCGAGUACCCAUAGGUGUAUUGAUACCUGGUCCUCCGGGCAAGAAGUCUUGUCCUGUUUGUGAAGAUUCCUUCGAUACUAAAGCUCCAAAUUUCACCAAACUGGUUUGUGAAUCUGCAAGAAUUUUCAAGAUCAGGACAUCAAAGAGGGAUGGUGUGAAAUACUCCAUGAAACUGUAUGCUGACAUGAAGCCCAGGAAAAAGGUGUUCAUUGGAAAAUUUGUCAACCAUAUCAUACACAAGUCCUGUUCCUGUCCGAAUCUAGAAAAGAAAGACAAGAAGUUCCUGAUAUUCGACACUACAGAUAGUUACAGUGAUUCAGCAGAAGAAGUUCAAUUGACCAAAUCUUCAACAGUUGUAACGUGGACAAGAGACUUUGAGCGCCAAGUGUUCCGCAAAAACAAACGUUGUUAGCAGAUUAGGUUGAUAUCAGUUUCUGUAACUGCACGCUGUGUGUGAGAGAGUUCUUAAUCUCUAUGUUGUAUACAUGAGUCAUUGUACAUGUAAGCUUAUUGAGUUGUAUCAAACAGUCUCUUUGUCUUCAUCAUUUUAACAAUAAAGUGUACGUAUCGUACAUAUAUAGUUCUU
Saccostrea cuccullata (small rock oyster) is the source of this 4829-nucleotide messenger RNA. Its product is annotated as pregnancy zone protein-like. Gene Ontology annotation, molecular function: endopeptidase inhibitor activity; protein binding. The record is from RefSeq and is a predicted model, not a curated record. The transcript has 30 exons. Bases 216 to 4655 code for a protein of 1479 amino acids. Lineage: Eukaryota; Metazoa; Mollusca; Bivalvia; Ostreida; Ostreidae. Gene Ontology annotation, cellular component: extracellular region.